Molecule: messenger RNA, 1505 nt
Organism: Marchantia polymorpha subsp. ruderalis
Lineage: Eukaryota; Viridiplantae; Streptophyta; Marchantiopsida; Marchantiales; Marchantiaceae
Source: the annotation of a GenBank genome assembly
UAGAGUACAAAAGAAGCAUGCAAACCAACGUUCAAGCUGACACAGGCUUCCUUCCCGAGGGGAGUUCUCCUCAAAUGUAAAUGUCGGUUCUAUUUUGGAUGUCGCGCUUGUGUGCAGAUUUAAUGCAAUUACAAGCAACGUUGGAGGGGAUGUAAGGGGAGGUCAAGGCGGAAUAGGGAGGUCAACAAGUUUGGGUAUCUAGGAUGCAAGAAAGACGACCGCAUGAUGGAUAGAAGAUUUGGAUCAGAGGCAGAUCAGAGUAAGACAGAUAAGGUUGCGAACAAUUGUCCACGAAAUUUCCCACUGUUUCUGAAAUUUGAAUGUAUGCGGGUGCCUCUGCGACGCCCGUACUUCGUCUAUAAAUUCUGAAGCCUUGUGUUUUUCUCCUGAGUUCACUGCUCCCGUUUGGCACGGCGCUCUCCAGACCAUGGAAUCGUUCGAGGAGCUGCGAAUGGAGUUCCACCUUUCUGCAUGACUUCUGCAAAGCACUUCACACUGGUGUGUGCUAUGUCCUAAACGCACGGCUUCCAUUGUACAUAUUUGGGUGGCUGUCGAAGAUGGGAAACCGCAUGAUAACAUGCUACAAAGGGAGCUCAAAGGUAGUGGUGAUAUUGGCGGAUGGAAGGGUAGAAGAGUAUAUGAAACCCGUGAGAGUGUCUGCCGUGUUGCAGCGACAUCCGAGGCAUGUUGUGGUUAAGGCGGGACCUCGUUACAGAAGAAACAAACACAGCAAGGGCUGGCUUAUGGGACCCGAUCAGAUGCUGAAGUGCAAGCAGCAGUACCUAGUGCUGCCAGUGCAAUCAGGAGGUCUAACCUCCACUGUCUUGCAGUCCGUCCCAAUGAGGACUAAGAGGAAGAGGUACAAGGCGAAGAGAAAUAUGAGCAGACUCUUCUCUUCUGAUUCGCUGUAUUCUUCUUCAGCAUUCAGCCAACAAGAGGAGCAAGAGUCCAACGCGUCUCUGUUGGACUCAAUGCUCAAGGAUUAUAACCAGACUGCUUCAGGAAAAACUUAUUUAUCUUCAGUAGGGCUGAGCACGCCCAACCCUUGGCACAAGGAUUUCGAGUGGCGACCGUCUCUCGACACUAUCCCUGAGAUGCCAUGGCCUGCUGUCGCCAUUCAUGGUUAUUAUCCAUGAGACCAGACAUGAAAGUACGACUGCAACAUAAGUAUUGGAUUGCAUCCGAAGAACAGCUCACUCUGCAAUCGACCACUUGCAACAUGUAGAUAGAAAUCCAAUAUACUUGCUUCUGUGGGUGUAUGAUUGCAGCUGUAAAAUAUGAUGUCUUUUAUUACAAUCAUCUUCCAUUAGCGUGGCUUUGAUUUCGAAAAGAUAUUCUUGAGGUGAAUCCACUUAUCUGCUUGAAGUAUUUUAGAAAGUAAUUUCAAGUGAAAGUUACCGUAUCAGUGUCGACCAUGUGGGAUUGCUCCAAGCUAAGAUGUUGCAUUAUACAGUCCGAAGAAAGGCAAAAGUUUCCUGCUGUGAUCUAAUCAAUAUGAGUUUUCC